AUGGAAAGCCCCGAUUACUUCCUCCGUUUCCCCCAUUUUCAGAGAAAGCCUGCGUUACCUUCAAAUGAUGAGUUCAACCGCCUUGCACGUCAAAUGAAAUGGAAACGAGGCUCAAAGAAGUACAAACACGAAAGAUCGGAUUUUCUUGCUUCGGAGUUCAAUAUUCAUUACGGUUCCGACGCUACGAAGUUAGAAAACUGGCAGAGACUAUGUAUAGAACUUGACAUUGGGCAAGCUAUUGGGAGCAUUACUAAAUGCCGCAAGGCGCUUGCCAAAGUCCAUGUCAAUUUGGUUGACUUGGUUGAUACUCGACGAACUGGCGAAUCAGUCGAACAUUUCCCGAACGUAUCAGCUCUUAGGAAAUAUACUAAAGAAACAAAAAAAGUCUUCCCCAAAUCGGCUGCCAAAGCAGAUGGAUUUUUGAAAGCAUUGCUUCGGGUGAUUAUUUGA
Penicillium atrosanguineum is the source of this 450-nucleotide messenger RNA. RefSeq lists its product as uncharacterized. Bases 1 to 450 code for a protein of 149 amino acids. NCBI's taxonomy places the organism in Eukaryota, Fungi, Ascomycota, Eurotiomycetes, Eurotiales, Aspergillaceae. The record is from RefSeq and is a predicted model, not a curated record. The transcript has 2 exons.